Messenger RNA from Leopardus geoffroyi (Geoffroy's cat), 2960 nucleotides. Its product is annotated as guanylate cyclase soluble subunit beta-2-like. The record is from RefSeq and is a predicted model, not a curated record. Gene Ontology annotation, molecular function: guanylate cyclase activity. Gene Ontology annotation, biological process: response to oxygen levels; cGMP biosynthetic process. Gene Ontology annotation, cellular component: guanylate cyclase complex, soluble. The coding region runs from base 1 to 1023 and encodes 340 amino acids. Lineage: Eukaryota; Metazoa; Chordata; Mammalia; Carnivora; Felidae. The transcript is spliced from 6 exons.
AUGUACAACUUAAACCUCUACCUCUGCCUCUUGCCAUCCCUCAUCAGUAGGUGUCCUUCUGCUGCAGGUAUCAUUGAGGCUGUGGCCAAAGACUUCUUCGACAUUGAUGUGACCAUGGAUAUCCUCAGCAUGAAUAAGGAAGAGGAGAGGACAGGAAAGAAAGAGCAUGUUGUGUUUCUGGUUGUACAGAAGUCUCACAGCCAGGCCCUGGAGGCAGCUUUCCUUAGGAUGAAGGAGAAAUAUUUGAGUGUCUCUGUUUGCCCUGUGAAGAAAUCCCACUGGGAAGUUGUGAGAAGUAUAGUCAUGUUUGGAAAAGGGCAUCUCGUGAACACCUUUGUGCCCGUUUAUCCCGAGCGUCUCUGGAUUGAACAGAAGACAUUCUGCAAUGCUUUUCCUUUCCACAUUGUAUUUGAUGAAUCACUGAGGGUCAAGCAAGCUGGAGUGAAUAUUCAGAAGUAUGUCCCAGGACUCCAAAACCAGAAGAUUCGAUUGGAUGAGUAUUUCUCCAUCAUUCAUCCCCAAGUUACCUUCGACAUUUUCAGCAUCUGCAAAUUUAUCAACAGUCAAUUUGUCCUGAAGGUCCGAAGAGAAAGGAUGCCUGAGGCAUGGAAAAGUCAGCCCACACUCAAACUCCGAGGCCAGAUGAUCUGGAUGGAGUCUGCGCGGUGCAUGAUAUACCUGUGCUCCCCGAAGCUCCGCAGCCUGCGAGAGCUGGAGGCGCACCGGAUGCACCUGUCCGACAUCGCCCCCCACGACACCACCAGGGACCUCAUCCUCCUGAACCAGCAGCGGCUGGCAGAGAUUGAGCUGUCCAACCAGCUGGAGAGGAAGAAGGAGGAGCUGCGGGUCCUCUCCCAGCACUUGGCCAUAGAAAAGAAGAAAACCGAGACCUUGCUUUAUGCCAUGCUGCCGGAACAUGUGGCCAACCAGCUGAAGGAGGGCAAAAAGGUCGCUGCGGGUAAAGCAUUCCCUCCCCUUCAUGGGCGCCUCUGGGCAAGAGUAGCGGUGUGCCUCAGGGGUUAGGGGCACAGGCUCCGAAAACCAGACAGCUCUAGGUUCGGAUUCUGGGUCCAUAGCUUGUUAGCAGCAUGACCUUGGGCAGGUUGCUUGAGAUGCACGUCCUCAGUUUUCUUCUCCCAACAUCAAGAAUAAUAAAAGUAAUACCAGAGUGAAACAUGGAUUAAGUAAGAGUGCCUGUCAACUUCACCCACCUAUGGCACAUUCUCUAAGACCCGAAAGCUAUGGCUUGACACGGGCCUUUUCGUCAGUGGCCACGAAUAGAGUUCUUUAGUUGGAAAUAAUACACCCACACGUGACCUAAAUCAUGGGCCUCUAAAGACCAUUCUGGGAGAGCAAGCCAUUUCUGGAGGAAACGAUGCCACGUUUACUCUGACCUCACUUCCCAUUUGUCACGGGUGCGUGUUCACCCCCAGGCAUGUGUGGUAAACUAACUCAAUGCCAGGGUGCUGCCAGGUCUCGAGGACCCAAAGGAGGUCACAAUCUUGCGGGUUUGACAGACAUAUACAGAAUAAUUUCACAGGGUUGGCGGUAGCCAAAGGAAAGGGAACUAAUGUGCGUUAAAGAGCAAUUAUUGUGCCAGGAUCUGUGUUAGACGUUUUUAGACGUGCCAUUCCAUUGAAUUCUCUGAACACUUCUGUGAGCGAGGUGCUAUUAUCCAAAACAGCUGAGUAAAUCUACUUCACCCCAGUUUAUGAGUAAAAGAGCUGAAGACUAAUCAGAAGUCCGUCUAACUCCAACAUUCAUACGUUUUCCAUGACAAAGGUGUGGAAACACAGACGCCAGGGAAAUUCAUGAUAAAAAGGCGUCGGAAAGGAAGAGACAGGAGGCAGGGGCUGUGAGGGUUUGUAUAUAUCAAGUGUAUGGCACUUGAGUUAGACCUUGAGACUUUAUUUCAGAGGAAAAGCAGGGAAAGGCAUUUUGGGAGAACGGGAUUGCAGGAGCAAAGGUGAGGCAGUCUCAAGAUAAAUACCGCAGCCUGUAGGAUACUCCACUUGACAUGACCAGUAGGUAGCUAGGAAUUGUGGGGAGAGCUUGAAGAAAGUUCCUUGGGUAACCUAUCGAUCUAGGAAUUAUUGCAGUGUGGGUGGUGGUUAAACACCGACUCUAUGAAUUAUAAAUAAGGUCAUCCAGGGGGCAGGAGGUGAGAAGGGACGAGGGUUAGGUUUUGAAGCUUAAGGAACACCUAUUAUUUAAGGAGGAAGAAAAGCCAGUGGAAUGUGUGAAACAAGGAGAUCAGAAAGGUAGGGAGAAUAUGAGGAGAGAAUGGCAGGCCAGAAGCCAGAGGGCAGAGGAAACUACGUGAAGGAGAGAUUAUUACCAGAGGUAUAAAUAAUACAGAGAACGCCCAGCUGUGCUCAAGCAGUCACCCCUUUGGUCAUCCAACAAGUAUUUAUUGAGGAUCUACUAUGUGCCAGGCCCUGCUCUAGGUGCUGGGGAUACAGCAGAGUACGAAACAGUCUCUCAUCUCGUGGAGCUUACAGUCCAGUGGGGAAGAUAGGCAACAAACAAAGAAAGAAUCCCAUAUAAAAUAUGCCAUGUAAGGCUUGUGGGGUUGGGGGUGGAAAUCAGCCAAAAGGAUAGAGUCGAGGGACCGUUAUUUUAGAUAGAGUGAUAAAGGAAGUUCUCACUGAGGUGGUUAUGUGUGAGAUGUGAGACAGAGCCCUUUGGAUAUUGGAGAAAAGAGAAGUCGGAGAAAAGAGGCAGAGGAGACAGCAGGUGCCAGGGGCCUAAGCAGGAGGCACUUAUGAAACCCCAAGGAGGCCAGGGUGGCUGGAGUGGAGUAAGCCAGAGAGCAUGGAGACGUGAGAUCAGAGAGAUGGUGGGGACACAGGGGACCCCUUACUGGCCAUGGUAAGGAUUUUCUUUCUUUUCUUUUUUUUUUUUUUUGAGGGGGGGGACAGUGGGGAGAGCAGGAAAGAGCACACGAGCAGGGGAGAGGC